This is a messenger RNA of Cheilinus undulatus (humphead wrasse), 1232 nucleotides long. RefSeq names its product MAPK regulated corepressor interacting protein 2-like. NCBI's taxonomy places the organism in Eukaryota, Metazoa, Chordata, Actinopteri, Labriformes, Labridae. The transcript has 5 exons. The coding region runs from base 470 to 898 and encodes 142 amino acids. The record is from RefSeq and is a predicted model, not a curated record.
GCGUGCGUACAAUGUCUUAUGAAUGACAGCCGCUGUUCCAGGUUAUGUGACAUUGUGUCGGUGCAGGACACCUUAGCACCAAAGUGACUUAACUGACAGGACCUGGGGACGGAAGUGGCAGGUAAGAGAAGGAGGGUUUCCUGGAUGAGAUGCGCUCCAGCAGCUGUUUUUACGCGGAGAGGAGCGUGGCGCAGAGCUCCGUUUACUGAGACGUUACCAAACAGGCUGUUUGGACUGCGUGUGAAUCCACUUCGGCUUCCAACUUGCACCCUGUGACUGGGACUGAGAUCCAGUCCGAUCAGCUGACGGGAGGACCGAGACUUCACCCAUAGUGAGAGUUCUUUUUAGACCCUGAGGGAUUGCGUUUAAUUUAAAGUGACUUGUUUGUUCAAGAAGGCUUGUUCCACCUGUUUCUGGACUCACUUCUUUCUUCGAAGUGCUAAAAAGUUUACAGGUACUCUUCCUGCGCAUGAUGUACACUAUUACAAGAGGUCCCAGCAAACUAGUCACCCAGAGGAGGACAGGACCCACACAGCAGCUUGACAACAAAAUAAACGACUUCAAGCACAAACAGACGUCCUGGAGCAUGCCUGACCUUCCUGCACCCAAGAUUGUUUUCAACCGCCUAAAUGGUAAGAAAUACCAUCACCAUGCUCCGGUGCUCCCUACAGACACCCAGCAGGAGGAACGUUUCACCGCUGACCAUGAGGAAAACGUCAAAUUUGUCUAUGAGGCCUGGCAGGAAGUGCUGCAGCAGGAGCAGAGGCCAGAGGAGGCCCAGAGAGCUGUCCUCUAUAAAGACACCACUCCCAGUCCCCACAUGGAUAACUUUGUGCCCAUAGAUCUGGACGAGUGGUGGGCGCAGCGUUUCCUUGCCAACAUAGACAAGCUCUCCUGACACUCCUGUGGGAUCUGUGAAUCUUGUCAGAUGAUCAGUAGGUGCGACCUGAAGCAGGAUGGCUCACAGUGAAGAUGGAUCCUCGGCUGGAGGCGAGAUAGGUCUGAAAGACUUGGUGAUUCAAAAUGGACAGAGAGCGCUCAGACGCUAGCAAAGAAACAGCAGAGAAUCACUUCACUGAAACUUUUUAAACCCCUAUCCCUCCAAGAAUAUUCAUUCUGUGACAAACUGCACACUGGAGGAUGGCAUUUUGAGGUUCAGGCUACUCAUCUUCUACCCUCACAGCAGAGAUGUCAUGUUACUUUGAAAUGCAGUAAAGUUGUAUUUUCGAGAA